GUUUCUCCAUUUCUCCUUGCAUUAUCUGGCAAUAGUAGGGAACUAGUAUUGAAUUGAGUAAUCUUCAAUUUGAGAAAAUAUUCCUCACUCUCAAAAGUACUUUUUGGUGCCAGCAUAAUGCUUGGAGACUGAAGCAGCCCAAAAACUCCUGUCGAUGGAAUUUGAGAGUGCUGAAGAUGUUCCCAGUAAUGUCCAACCAUCGCCUCUGGUGGGGUAGGCUUCACAGGAGAGUCUGCCUGAGCCAAGCAGUGCUGAACAGGCAGCCCUUAGAGCGCAUGCACCUCAGAGUUGGAGACCGGGCUGAGCUCAGGAGGGCCUUCACUCAGAGGGAUGUGGCCACCUUCUCAGAAUUAACAGGGGAUGUCAAUCCUUUGCACUUAGAUGAAGAUUUUGCAAAACACACCAGAUUUGGAAAGACAAUUGUCCAUGGAGUUUUGAUCAAUGGACUUAUUUCAGCUCUCCUCGGUACUAAAAUGCCAGGGCCAGGCUGUGUGUUUCUUUCCCAGGAAAUUAACUUUCCAGCCCCUUUAUAUGUUGGGGAAGUUGUUUUAGCUUCUGCAGAAGUGAAAAAGCUGAAGCGGUUCAUUGCCAUUAUUGCAGUAUCGUGUUCCGUACUAGAAAGUAAAAAGACUGUUAUGGAAGGCUGGGUUAAAGUUAUGGUCCCAGAAGCUCCCAAAUCCUGAAAUACGUCUUUAAAGAUACAAAUU
Messenger RNA from Cervus elaphus (red deer), 707 nucleotides. RefSeq names its product hydroxyacyl-thioester dehydratase type 2, mitochondrial-like. Bases 177 to 683 code for a protein of 168 amino acids. The transcript has a single exon. The record is from RefSeq and is a predicted model, not a curated record. NCBI's taxonomy places the organism in Eukaryota, Metazoa, Chordata, Mammalia, Artiodactyla, Cervidae.